AUGAAACCAAUACCAUUCCCAUAUGCCCUAAAUAUAGGCACAGACAUCGUCCACCUCCCCCGAAUGACUGCCCUCCUCACGCGCCGAGGCAACUAUUUAACACGCUUCACCCGCCGCAUCCUCUGCGAGCAAGAACAAAAAGACUUCCACCACCGCUUCAAAGAGUCCCUCACCCUCCAAUCACAACCCCAAUCCCAAAGCACCUCCAUCCCCGCGCGGCCCUCAUUCAUCACAGCCGACAUGACGCGCUGGCUCGCCGGCCGAUUCGCAGCGAAGGAAGCCGCGCGCAAAGCUGCCCCGGAUGGAGCGGCUUCGAUUGGGUGGAAGGAUGUAAUGGUUCGGGUGCAGGAGAGUUCGGAUUCGGAUAUGGAUGUUAAUAUGGGUGUGGCACAGUCUCAUCAGGUUAAUGGGCUUAGUCGUAGGCCGGAGAUUGUGUAUUUGGGGACUGCGGUUGAUGGGAGUGAUAGUCGGGUUGGACGACUUUCUAUUUCUCAUGAUGGGGACUACGUUGUUGCAACGGUUUUGGCGGCGGGUUGA
Messenger RNA from Penicillium odoratum, 537 nucleotides. RefSeq lists its product as uncharacterized. Lineage: Eukaryota; Fungi; Ascomycota; Eurotiomycetes; Eurotiales; Aspergillaceae. Gene Ontology annotation, biological process: fatty acid biosynthetic process. The coding region runs from base 1 to 537 and encodes 178 amino acids. Gene Ontology annotation, molecular function: holo-[acyl-carrier-protein] synthase activity; magnesium ion binding. The record is from RefSeq and is a predicted model, not a curated record. The transcript has a single exon.